AUGCGCAGGCGCAGAGACCCGUGCAUGUUUGCGCUCAACUCCAACUUGGGGCCGUUGACUGACGACGUCGUGGCCGUGGAGCCAAUGUGUGAUCCUCCCGCAGCCCCGGAUGUCGCAUGCAACCCACCUCCUGCACCACUGCUCGAUGAAGCCGUCAUUGCCAGCUUGGUGAAGCGGUCGCUGAUGGCCUUGAGCUGCAUCAGAGGCGGCAGCUGGAUGUGGACGUCGGGCUCGCGCACCUUGGGCUGCAUGAUUGUCUCUACUGUUUCUGGAUGCAGCACGCGCACGGGUAUGUCCUGGGUGAUGACCUUUUCGCGCUCUCGCUUCAUAGUGAGUUCAAGAGAUUCUUGCAUGAAGGAGGCGUCAUCGGCAAACGGAUCAUCAAAUCCGCCUCCGGCCCUGGACCUGCCAUAUCCUCCAAAGCCGCCACCCGUCCCUCCCUGGUUUGGUGGAUUUGUGGUCGUCCGGAUGGUCAUGGACAGGAGUGGAAUUCCGUUCUUCUUGCGGGCCAAGGGGCAGCUCGAGAUUGAUGGUGUUAUUCGCCUCGGCUGA
Pyricularia pennisetigena is the source of this 552-nucleotide messenger RNA. RefSeq lists its product as uncharacterized. The record is from RefSeq and is a predicted model, not a curated record. The transcript is spliced from 2 exons. The coding region runs from base 1 to 552 and encodes 183 amino acids. NCBI's taxonomy places the organism in Eukaryota, Fungi, Ascomycota, Sordariomycetes, Magnaporthales, Pyriculariaceae.